UCUACCCGUACUUAUCUUCCGUUAUUCGUUGCAAAUCGCUAGCGUAUGUUUGGUAUGCCGAUUUUUAUUGACGUGUUCGCACCACAAGGGCUUGUGCCUCAUGACCUCUAGCGUCAACCAGUUUUGCGUCGCUCUUUGUUCGACAGUUACCACUCAAAAGAAGACGGGUCCCCUGUCUCUACCCUAUUGCAUCGAGAAAUUCGAGCAGGAUAACGGAUAUCGCCUUUGGAAUUAACAUCAUUUGAGAGAGAGCAGCCUCCGUAUACCCCUGGCGAACGCGGUUCCGUACCCCGGGCUUGGCACAAUGAUCCGGUCCCAGAUGUUGCGCUGCGACCCACGACAAUGGAACUUCGACAUUGAUCGAUUCAUCAACCCAUUCAUCCCGCAUCCGCCAUGGGAGCACCUCCCUUAUCCCAUAGCACACUUCUUCGGCUAUCGUAAGGCUAAGCCCGGCAAUGCUGGCAACGUCGUUCCCAUACUCUGGGCCUGCAUUGGCGUCUUCUGCGGCGUCGCCGUAGUCGCCGUCGUCUCUCGCCAGAUACCAGUUUUCAGGGAGCACGGUGCACCAAUAAUCGUGGGCAGUUUUGGUGCGGCCGCCGUCUUAGAGUUUUACUCGAUCGAGUCACCCCUCGCUCAGCCCCGCAACUCAGUUUUCGGCCAAGUCCUCGCCGCCUUGGUAGGGGUUGCGAUCUGCAAGCUGCUUCAGCUGAGCCCCCAUUUCGAGUCUAUACGCUGGCUCGGGGGGGGCUUGUCCUGCGCCUUGGCGACCACCGUGAUGGCGCUUACGAAGACUGUCCACCCUCCUGCCGGUGCGACAGCGCUGCUGGCCGUGGUUGAUGAUGGGAUUGUCCGUCUGGGAUGGAUUUUGGUGCCCAUUGUCACAUUUGGAAGUGUCAUCAUGCUUGUCGUUGCAUUAAUCAUCAACAACCUUCAGCGGUGCUUUCCGCAAUAUUGGUGGACGCCCGAGGACCUUAGGGUUUGCACCGUGCCCUGGCGGCGUAGAGGUGAUUUAGAGAGCAGGGAGGAUGUUGCAUUCGACGGAAUCGAGACGCGGAGUAGCGGGAGUGAAUCCACGGCGAAGGAAGACGCAGUAUUAAUCAUGAGGCCAGGGGAGGUAGUUGUCCCCAAACACUUGUUUAUCACGCCGGAGGAGAAGAUGUUCUUAGAAGGAUUAAGUAACAGACUUUAGAUGGCUCGCAUCAUCAGCCAACAUGUGUAAUACUUACAGGAUACUAGAAAAAUUACAUUUUGACCUGUU
Colletotrichum navitas is the source of this 1258-nucleotide messenger RNA. RefSeq names its product HPP family protein. Bases 305 to 1189 code for a protein of 294 amino acids. The record is from RefSeq and is a predicted model, not a curated record. Lineage: Eukaryota; Fungi; Ascomycota; Sordariomycetes; Glomerellales; Glomerellaceae. The transcript has 2 exons.